AUGACCAAGGAUGCUAUUUUACCUGAAUUCGAUUUGCUUAAGGUCACCCCUAGUUACAAUUCAUGGGGACCUUCAGAUAUACCGGAGGAAUUCAAAGAUAUGCCCUACCAGCCCUUUGCCAAGGAUGCGAGAUUGGGCAAGCGAAAUCGUCGCGGAGGUCCCAUUGGUCCCGGUUCUUCUAUGGCCUCUAUGCAGGGAGGGCGUAAGAUGGGGCCUGGUGGAGCCCGAAAUAUGACCGAAAGAGAACGUCACUUUAUGAUGUCUCAGGCUGGUGGCGGCGGUAAGCGAUGGACAUCCUCUGGUGCGUGGAACACAAACAGGGGGCCUGGCUCCAGGAUUUCAUUUCAAGGAGGCUUUCGUAGUGGCUUUUCUGGCCAAGGUGGUCGGGGUGGUCAAGGAAUGGGACAAUCAGGGUCUGGGGGAAGUGGUCGUCAAGCUUCUGUGAAGAUUCAGGAAUCUUGGCCAGUCAAGGAGGAAAUGGACUUUGCCCGCCUGGCAAAGCUGGCUUUACCAAACGUUAAGGAGCCAGAGGACAUGUAUGUUCACAAUUGA
Messenger RNA from Protopolystoma xenopodis, 552 nucleotides. NCBI's taxonomy places the organism in Eukaryota, Metazoa, Platyhelminthes, Monogenea, Polystomatidea, Polystomatidae. The record is from the annotation of a GenBank genome assembly.